GUCGAACCGUACCAGUUUCCGUUUCCGCUUUGAUUUCUUGACAUUGCGAAGAAGGCUCGCUGAAUACCAGGAUUAUGGGCCAUGGUAAUGGUGAGCUUCCUGAUUACAGGCAAUGGAAAAUAGAAGGUACCCCCUUGCAAACUGUCCAGGAAAGGUUGGCUAAACUUGGUCUCAAGGAUCCAUGGCUUCGCAAUGAAGCAUGGAGAUUCUCAGGUGGCUUUGCAAAACCAGCCACUUUCCUGGACGCAAUGACCAAAGGAUUCAAAUGGGGGUUUGCCGCCUUUGUCGUGGCACUUGCAGUUGAAUAUACCUUUUUCCCUCCAGAAAAAAAUAAGGGACAUCACUGAAGAUUUGUUUGUGUCUUCUAACUUUGAGUCCGUUGUAUAGUCUGACUUCUCAUGGAGGGGAGCACAUUAAAGCUCCUCAAAGAAGAA
Messenger RNA from Protobothrops mucrosquamatus (brown spotted pit viper), 434 nucleotides. It is a transcript of the gene NDUFB3, whose product is annotated as NADH:ubiquinone oxidoreductase subunit B3. Gene Ontology annotation, biological process: electron transport chain; mitochondrial respiratory chain complex I assembly. Gene Ontology annotation, cellular component: mitochondrion. Lineage: Eukaryota; Metazoa; Chordata; Lepidosauria; Squamata; Viperidae. The record is from RefSeq and is a predicted model, not a curated record. Bases 75 to 347 code for a protein of 90 amino acids. The transcript has 3 exons.